Molecule: messenger RNA, 3306 nt
Organism: Peronospora matthiolae
Lineage: Eukaryota; Oomycota; Peronosporomycetes; Peronosporales; Peronosporaceae
Source: the annotation of a GenBank genome assembly
AUGGACGCCUCCUCCCUCCGCAUCUCCAAGUUCGAUGGAACUAACUUCCACGCCUGGAAGUUCAAGAUGCAGAUGGUGCUGGAGGAACGGGACCUAUGGGAGGUCGUCAGCGGUGAGAUCAAGGUGGAACAGUGCGAGACUCAGUUGGACCAAGCGACGUACAAGAGGAAGUCAAGAAAGGCGAUGGCAGUGAUCUGUCUAGCCAUGGAAGAUUCCCAGCUACCGUUGGUCCGGUCGGCAAGUGGUGCAUGCGACGCAUGGUCAAGGUUGGAAGACCACUUCGAGAAGAAGAGUCUUGCCAACAAGCUGUUCUUGCGCCGUCGCUUCUUCACGACAAUGAUGGAAGAAGGCGACGAUGUGCUCGAACACAUCAAUAAGCUCAAGACGCUGGCGGAACAGCUAGAAGCGGUGGGGGCUCCAGUCUGCGAGGACGAUCUGGUGAUCACACUUCUCGGCAGCCUGAGUGACUCGUAUCAAUUCUUGAUCACAGCUUUGGAGUCGCGCUCAGACACUCUUAGCUGGGAGCUCGUGACGUCUCGACUGCUUCAUGAAGAAAUGAAGCGGAACGAGCAAGGAAGUAAAGGUGAUGAAGCUUCGCAAGGUCAAGCGUUCAUCACAAGGGACAAUCAGCGCAAAGGGCGACCAGUGAAGAAGUCCUGGCCGUGCCACAAUUGCGGAAAGAUUGGUCACUGGAUGGCGGAGUGCCCCUCGCGCAUCCAAGAAAACACGGAGAGACACCGGCCACAGCGUGCUCAAGACAGCGGCGACCGCUAUCGAUCACAACGUGCAAACGUCGCUCAAGAAGAAGACUCGGGCGACUACCUCUUUUCGAUCGGUGAAACGACAUCUGCGAAAUCGAGCGACAUCUGGCUGGUCGACUCCGGGGCGACGCAGCACAUGACGUGCUCCAAGAAGUUCAUGCGGAACUACAAGGGGUUUGACGCUGUGGAUGUCCAUCUCGCGGAUGAUGGAAUCGUCCAAGCAAUCGGCAGUGGGGACAUUGUCAUGUCGAUGAAGACACCCCAAGGGAUGAAGAAAGGUGUGCUCACAAACGUGUGGCACAUCCCAAAGUUAUCCAGAAACCUGUUCUCGGUCGGCCGCUUCACCAAGGAUGUCGGCCCAGUGACGUUCACGAAGGAUGGGUGCUAUGGAGAAGCGAAAGGGACCAAGUGGAAAAUUGGUGCCCGUGAAGGUAAAGGACUGUUCAGGCUGCAAAUGACUCCAGUGGCGCCGGAACAAGCAAAUGCAGCCAAGUCGUCGGGAUGUCAAGGGGGCACCAAGUCGUACCUCUGGCACCUUCGGCUUGGCCACAUAGGUCACGAUGGACUCAAUUGCAUCGUGACGAAGAACAUUGGAAUUGGCAUCGACAUAUCUUCGGUGAAGAAGUGGGACGUGUGUGAAGGUUGUGCUCUGGGAAAACAGACUCGAGUGCGCUUCCAAUCAAACAAUACAGCUCGCACCUCCAAACUCCUCGAAGUGAUUCACAGCGACGUAUGCGGACCGAUGUCGAUGGCAACUUUCAGUGGAAAACGGUACUUCGUGACAUUCAUUGAUGACAAGUCAAGAUACUGUGUCGUCUAUCUGCUCAAGAGCAAAUUUGAAGUUGCGGCGAAGUUCAUGGAAUACGCUGCGAUGGCCGAAACGCAAACCGGAAAGCGCGUGAAGUACCUUCAAAGCGACAAUGGGGGUGAAUACAAGUCCGACAAGCUGGCACGAUUCUGCGCGGAACGGGGAAUACAACAAAGGUUCACACCCCCAUAUAUUCCUCAGCUAAACGGAGUAGCUGAGAGAAUGAAUCGCACGCUGGUCGAGUGUGCGCGUUGCAUGAUGGAACACGCUGGACUGGGAAAGAGCUACUGGGGUGAAGCAGUGAUGACGGCGAUGUUUCUUCGAAACCGCUGUCCAACACGUGCCAUUCACCAAGACAAGUCUCCAUAUCAAGUGUGGACGAUGAAGAAACCGAUUCUGGCCAACCUUAAAGUGUUUGGAUGCCACGCGUAUGUUCAAGUGCCUCAAGACAAACGCGCGAAGUUCGACUCCAAGUCAUCACUCUGUCGUUUCCUGGGAUACGCCGAACACCAGAAGUCAUAUCGAUUUGAGGAAGUGUCAACAGGAGCGAUCAAGAUCAGUCGCGAUGCCACAUUCAUGGAAGACAAGUUUGAUGAAGGUCCGCGCAACUACAACGAUGAGUCAAGUGUCGUUGAGUUUGAUGAUCAUGAUGAGGACGAAGAAAAAAAGAAGAAGAGCAACAUCAAGAGACACACGCGCACUCAAUCACUUGAGAAAGCUACCGUCAUUCCAAGUCCCAAGCGAAGAACAUACAGAGGUCCGUCGCUUGAGCAUGUGUCAGCGGCUGCAAUGGAUUUUGAAGCAGCCUACAUCGUUGAUUCAGCGGGGGAAAUGCCGACUACGUUCAAGUCGGCUAUGGAAUCAAGCGACUCCGGCAAGUGGAAAGAAGCGUGUGACUCGGAGUUCGAUUCGCUUCAGAGAAACGACACGUGGGAAAUCGUGCCUCUUCCGAAAGGUCGCAAGGCCAUCGGGUGCCGAUGGGUUUUUCGUGUAAAGGAGAAUCAAGAUGGCGAAGUUGAACGUUUCAAGGCAAGACUUGUGGCCAAAGGAUUCUCACAGAAAUUCGGAGUUGACUAUGAAGAAACUUUCGCACCGGUGGCCAAGUUCACAUCGAUUCGUGUGGUGCUCAGUAUGGCGGCUAAGUACGGCCUAAUGCUACAUCAGAUGGACGUCAAGACAGCGUUUCUUAACGGCUCCCUCAACGAAGACAUCUACAUGGACCAGCCGGACGGAUACCUGGAUGCAACACAGCCGGACUAUGUGUGCAAGCUAAAGAGAUCACUCUACGGCUUGAAGCAAUCGCCUCGCAUGUGGAACCAAACAAUCGAUGGGUUCAUGAUCAAGAUGGGAUUCAAGAAGUGCGAAUCGGACCACUGCAUCUACAUCAAGCGAGACGACCAAGACAUGAUUCUCGUGGUACUCUACGUCGAUGAUCUCAUCCUGGCCAGCAGCAACAACGAACUCCUCAAGUCAACCAAGAUGGCGCUGAGCAAACGCUUCGAAAUGACGGAUCUCGGUGAGCUCGAUUACUUUCUCGGCAUGGAGAUCAAGAACGACCGUAAGACGGGAAUGGUGACUGUACAACAAACCAAGUUUCUCAAGUCCGUGUUAACCAAGUUCGGAAUGGAUAACAGCAAGCCAGUGAAGACGCCUCAAGAUCCCGGCCUGAAGCUAACCAGGAACAUGUGUGAACAAGAAUGCAAGCACGAAGACACCAUGUGCAACGUGCCAUAUUGA